This is a messenger RNA of Aegilops tauschii subsp. strangulata, 438 nucleotides long. Lineage: Eukaryota; Viridiplantae; Streptophyta; Magnoliopsida; Poales; Poaceae. The record is from RefSeq and is a predicted model, not a curated record.
AUGAACAUGGGUACUUGCUGCAACAAGAAAAAAACUUGGAGGAAACACGGGCUCCGGGAAAGUCAACCUAGCUACAGUGGAUCUCAGAUCCGAUCGAGCUCGAGCUCCUUCGACGGCGAUGGCGCGGCCACCGGAGAAGAGGACGGCGAGGCGGCAGGCCGGAGGAGAGGAGGAGGGAGGCCGGGGCGCGGGACGCGGUGGCGCACGGCGGCGGGGCGCGCAGCGACGGGCGGCGGGGCCCCGAGAGGCGCGGCGGCGGCAGUGGGUGAGCCCGCCGGUGAGCGGUCGCCGGCGCGGCGGCGGGACGGCGGCGGGUCGCUCGGAGGCGGCAGGAGGAAGGAGACGGCGGGGCGCUCGGGGCCGGGAGGCGACGGCGCGGGCCGGGAGGGCCGGCGCUGGGCCCUCGCGGGCUUCGGCGGCGCGCGGGGUACGGGGUGA